Lates calcarifer (barramundi perch) is the source of this 4012-nucleotide messenger RNA. Its product is annotated as inactive rhomboid protein 2-like. Gene Ontology annotation, biological process: regulation of protein secretion; regulation of epidermal growth factor receptor signaling pathway. NCBI's taxonomy places the organism in Eukaryota, Metazoa, Chordata, Actinopteri, Centropomidae. Gene Ontology annotation, cellular component: endoplasmic reticulum membrane. The record is from RefSeq and is a predicted model, not a curated record. Gene Ontology annotation, molecular function: serine-type endopeptidase activity.
CUCCUCCGUGGAGCUUCAAUCAAGGAUGUUGGAAGAGAGAAAGAGGGAAGUAGCGACAGACUGGUGGACAGUAGCCUACAGUACCGUAGCACUUUGGACAUUUACCCUCUGCCAAUGAAUAAUAAGCCACUUAUUUCUUCUCGGAGAUCCAGGAGGGGACAAAAUGUCUUGACUGGAGCUCUGUCUGGCACCACAGAUCUACAAGGGAAGAUGCACAUAUAACGUGGUGGAUGUUAAGAAGAAGAAGUGAUGAGACGUUUAUCGGAAGCACUCUGACAGGAUGGCAUCACAGGAGGAGAAGGAGCCUCCUCCAAACGGAGGUCAAUCAGAUAGCCGUCUAAAGAGCAAGAAGCCGCCCAGCCUUGUAAUAGCCAUCCCUCCACCUGAGGCUACAAUGUCCCACGACCCUGAAAAACGGCCACUGCGACCAUCCCUGAAAAAAAGUGAGAGUGGUCAAGCACCAGGUUCUGUGUCGGAGAGCAUGACUGGAGCCGGAGAUGGAGGCGGCUUAGCCAGAGACAGAAGGGCAAAGUUUGGUAGACAAACAUCGCUCUCUCAAAGCAUCCGCAGGAAUACAGCCCAGUGGUUUGGUGUGGGAGAAGACUGUGAGACCAAGCAGCAGGUAUGGCACAGGAAGAGCCUGCGCCACUGCAGCCAGCGUUAUGGCAAGCUGAAGGCCCAGUAUAGGGAGCCUGACACAGCCACCAGCAUCGACCAGAGCCUGGACUCACCAGCUGCACACAGGAUGCCCAAGAUUGUGGAUCCCCUGGCACGAGGAAGAGCCUUCCGUUGCCCAGAUGAAGUGGACAGUCGCUCCCCCAGGACGCCACACGCCGCUCAGGGGGUUCCCAUCACCCCGGGGGUCACGUCACUCAGCUCUUUCACCAGCCAGCGCUCCGGGUACAGCCGUUUCCCCAGGCGCAAGAGGGAGUCCGUCGCCCGCAUGAGCAUCCGAGCUGCAUCCAACUUGCUGAGGGGUCGUAGUGGUUUGGCAGGCUCCCAGACAGGCCGCAGUUUCCCCAGGAGGAGCUUUGCCAGGCCCAGCUGGAUGGAUGAGGACACAGUGGACUCUGCAGAUGCAUCUGAGUCACUCUUCUUCAGCAAGGUCGAUGCCCAUGAUGAGUUGUACUCAAUGGCUGAUGAUGUAUUUGAAUCUCCUCCCAUGUCAGCGGCUACAUGUGAGCAGCCUGACCAGAAGUUCCCAAGCCUUAAGGACGUAUCUCGGACGCCCAGGACGCCAAUAGUAGUGCCCGAAAAGAGCCAUCCUCGUCGCGGGGGUCGCAUCGCCUCCCAAGUUAAGCACUUUGCAUUUGACAAACAUAAGCGUCAGUACGGCAUGGGAGUUGUGGGGAAGUGGCUGAACCGGCACUACCGACGCAGCCUCAGCAGCAACGUCCAGAAGCAGCUGGACGACUUCCACAGCCACAGGCCUUACUUUACCUACUGGAUCACAUUUGUCCAUGUAGUAAUCACACUACUGGCCUGUUGCACAUAUGGUUUUGCCCCUGUGGGGUUUGCACAACAUUCUACAUCUGAACUGGUGCUGAAGAACAAAGGCAUUUAUGAGAGUGUCAAGUAUAUCCAGCAAGAGAACUUCUGGAUUGGUCCCAGCUCUGAGGACCUGAUCCACUUAGGGGCCAAGUUCUCACCAUGCAUCCGUCAGGACAAGCAGAUAGUGAGUCUGAUCCAGAGGGCCAAAGACCUGGAGAGAGAGUCUGGCUGCUGUGUUCAGAAUGACAACUCUGGAUGUGUGCAGACCCACAGCAAUGAUUGCUCCGAGACACUGGCCACGUUUAUUAAAUGGAACAAUGAGCCUGUGGACAGCAUCAGCAGGUCCUCUGGUUCUGUCUGUCACCAGGAUCCCAGAGUGUGUGAAGAGCCUGCCUCUGCAGAGCCUCAUACAUGGCCAGACGACAUCACCCAGUGGCCGGUGUGUACAUAUCCCAAGAAGUGGAACCACACAGGUUACAGACACAUGGACUGUAACAUCAAGGGACGACCAUGCUGCAUAGGAACUAAGGGCAGAUGUGAGAUCACCACCAGGGAGUAUUGCACUUUCAUGCAUGGUUACUUCCAUGAAGAUGCCACACUCUGCUCACAGGUCCACUGUCUGGAUGAUGUGUGCGGCUUGUUGCCCUUCCUUAACCCUGACGUUCCAGAUCAGUUCUACCGUUUCUGGCUGUCUCUCUUCCUCCAUGCUGGGCUUUUACACUGUGUGGUGUCAGUGGUGUUCCAGAUGACCAUACUGAGAGACCUGGAGAAGCUGGCUGGUUGGGUCCGUAUCUCCAUCAUUUACAUCCUGAGUGGCAUCACAGGAAACCUCGCCUCUUCCCUGUUCCUGCCCUACAGAGCUGAGGUGGGUCCAGCUGGGUCUCAGUUUGGUCUCCUAGCUUGCCUGUUUGUCGAGCUGUUUCAAGGCUGGCAGAUGCUGGAGAAGCCGUGGAAGGCCUUUACCAAACUGUUGUGCAUUGUCCUCUUCCUCUUUCUGUGCGGCCUCCUGCCGUGGAUCGACAACAUCGCCCACAUCUUCGGUUUCCUCAGCGGUAUGCUGCUCUCCUUCGCCUUCCUGCCCUACGUCACCUUUGGAACUUUCGACAUGUAUCGGAAACGUAUCCUCAUUUUCGUCUCGAUGUUGGCCUACAUCGGGCUGUUCUCCUCCCUCAUCGUUUGGUUUUAUAUUUACCCGAUUAACUGGCACUGGCUGGAGCAUCUCACCUGCCUGCCCUUCACGAGCAAGUUCUGUGAGAAGUAUGACAUAGACCACGACAUUAACGACAUAGAGCACUAGUCACAAGGUUCCUGAUGAGGACCACAGUGUGUGCCACUGAUCCACUAGCUUCUAGCCAAUGACCAAAUCAGUUGUUUCCAGGUCAGCUGGCCCUUUUAAGAACAUGGUGAUCAUGUUUUUAUUCCCUCAUCAAUGGACCUGGUCAGAGUUCAUAUGAUGGAACUGGAUCAGUCUCCUCUCUUCAGCCUGCUGAUUUGCAUACUUCUGUAAAACUUUACUCAACCUUUCUAAUCCUCAGUCAAGUCUGGCACCACCUAGCAUGUUAAUUUGCUAAUGGGCUAGGAGAUCCUCAGAGUCAGAGGACAGGAAGAAAUACUCAGGAUGACAAAACUGCAUAGAACUGGGUAAAUGAAAGGAGAGGAUCAGUAGAACGACAGACCGUCUGGUUCCUUCAGUUCAUGAACACUCACGUCAAUCUAAAGAAGCCAAAUGAGAGAAGAAGGCACAGGCGUCUACAAUCACUUUUCCCUUUAACUCAAUGGACGGCAAGCAGCUGAGAUGAAGAAAAACUGAUGCCACAGUGGGUCAUCAGGUCUCCUGUUGCCUCCUACCACUGAUUCUUGUUUUCAGUAACACAGGGUUCAACACUACAAAGACUGCCAUUCAGUUCCUCUGCCUCUCAAUGUUUUAACUGUCACAAAAUGCUUUCAGAGUAUCGUUGUUCUUUUGUACGUAUACACUUGGCAUGUUGGUAAUCUUUGGAGUAGUGAAAUGGUAUGCUACAUAUGCUACAUAAAACAAAGCGUUCCAAGUAUUAACUGUGCAGCUAAAGUGACAAGAGUGAAAUGUCAGUGGUUAACUAAGGUAAGAUUUCUAUCUAAAACCACUAGUUGCCUUAAACAGACUAUGCCAUUUUAUAAAGAUGCCUCAUUGUACUUUUGCGUACAGCUUGUGAUCAACUUACUGAAUGACAAUGAACAUAUUUGUGACCCUAACCUACCAAAGCAAAUUCACAUGCUGCUUAUAUAUGCAUGUUGUUUUCCUCAAUCACUUUGUUCCCUGUAUGUCACUGCCACAAACAACAAGUCCUCAGUCAAGCUUUUAUUUGAUCAUGUUUGUCUGUUAGCACAGUGGUGCCUAAACCAUUUUGUAGAUUUAUUCUGAAAAGACUCAUGGAAAUAAUAUUUAUUCUAGGAGCAAUUACCUAAACAGGAUUUUUUGUUAGAUCAGAGCAAGUUUUUGUACUGUAUUUUUUGACUUCAUGAAACCGUCACAAUCACAUUU